Triticum turgidum subsp. durum (durum wheat) is the source of this 1260-nucleotide messenger RNA. The record is from the annotation of a GenBank genome assembly. NCBI's taxonomy places the organism in Eukaryota, Viridiplantae, Streptophyta, Magnoliopsida, Poales, Poaceae.
AUGGCUGGCGCGAAGGACGACUGGCCGGCGAUCGGCAUCGACCUCGGGACGACCUACUCCUGCGUGGCCGUGUGGCGGCCGUCGCACAACCGUGUCGAGGUCAUCCCCAACGACCAGGGCAACCUCACCACGCCGUCCUGCGUUGCCUUCACCGACACCUGCCGUCUCAUCGGCGACUCGGCCAUGAACCAGGCCGCAAUGAACUCCGUCAACACCGUCUUCGACGCAAAGCGACUUAUUGGCCGGCGAUUCAGUGGCACGUCCGUACAAAGUGAUAUCAAGCUAUGGCCUUUCAAAGUCAUUCAAGGUCCUGGUGACCGGUCGAUGAUCGUGGUGCAGUACAGGGGGUUGGAGAAGCAGUUCGUUGCUGCAGAGAUCUCCUGCAUGUUGCUGAUGAAGAUGCGUGAGGUGGCCGAGGCCUACCUAGGCACGGUGGUGAAGAACGCCGUCAUCACUGUCCCGGUCUACUUCAAUGACUCCCAGCGCCAGGCUACCCUUGACGCCGGCACCAUUGCUGGCCUCAACGUCAUGCGCAUCAUCAACGAGCCCUCAGCUGCAGUCAUCGCUUAUGGUCUUGACAGGACGUCCAGCAGCAGUGAAGUGAAGACGGUGCUCAUAUUUGAUCUUGGCGGCGGUACCUUGGAUAUCUCGGUUAUCAAUAUUGACAAGGGAAUCUUUACGGUCAAGGCCACUGCUGGUGACACCCACCUUGGUGGGGAGGAUCUUAACAGCCAGAUGGUGCAGCACUUCGUGCAGGAUAUUCUUAGGAGACACAAGAGUGACAUCAGAAGCAACCCGAGGGCGCUCAUGCGGCUGAGGAUGGCUUGCGAGAGGGCAAAGAGGAUGCUAACUUCCACAGUGCAGGCCAAAAUUGAGAUUGACUCGCUCCACGAUGGCAUUGACUUUUAUGGGACCAUCACUCGUGCCCGGUUUGAGGAGCUCAACAUGGGCCUCUUUCGCAAGUGCAUUGAGCACGUCGAGAAGUGCCUCAUCGAUGCCAAGGUGGAGAAGUCUCAAAUCCACGAUGUCGUGCUUGUGGGAGGCUCCACCAGGAUCCCCAAGAUUCAGCAGCUGCUUAAUGAUUUCUUCAACGGGAAGAAAUUAUGCAAGAGCAUCAACCCUGACGAGGCUGUCGCCAUUGGUGCUGCUGUACAGGCCGCCACCCUCAGCGGCGAGGGAAACCAGAAGGUGCAGGACUUGAUCCUUCUUGUUCACACCACUCUCGCUCGGGGUAGAGAUAGUAAGUGGUAUCAUGGGUGA